Astrephomene gubernaculifera is the source of this 2007-nucleotide messenger RNA. The record is from the annotation of a GenBank genome assembly. Lineage: Eukaryota; Viridiplantae; Chlorophyta; Chlorophyceae; Chlamydomonadales; Astrephomenaceae.
AGAGUUCCGGGGGAUUUUGACGGCCGGCAUAUGUUCCUGGUAGCUUACCGCGAUAUGCAGGAGCCCGCCGCUAUACGUGAACCACAUAGCUAUUCUUAGCUGUCUUUACGCCGUAGUAAAUGGCCAACCUGCUGACAGCGCAUCGUCCUGGUCACUUUACCAGGCUUGGCUGCCCUAAAGUAGUGUUUAACUUGGUUCUACUUACCUUUCUAGCUGCGCUUCGCGGUGCAACAUCAUACCGCGGCGCCUACGCAUCAAUAUGCACGAAUAUCAAGGACGAGGGCACGUAUUUGCUGGAGUUCAUUCUGUACCAUCGCUGGAUAGGCUUUGGCAAGAUAUAUGUCAUGGACUACAACAGCAGGCGGCCCUUGUCCCACCUUCAAAUGCUGAUGCCCUUCAUUAAAACAGGGUUGGUAGAAUACCACUACGAUGCUGAUCCGCGGCACCACUCCAUAUUGGCAAAUCGCCCGUUCCAGGAUUACAGCCAAGGCACUGCCUUCCAGCGUUGUAUAGAUUUUGCACAUCGCGACCACAUGUGGAUGGCUUUCAUAGACACGGACGAGUUUUUGGUCCUGCGUAAGUACGCGGGCGACCGGCCCAACGUGACUGCCUUCCUACAGCGCUACGAAAAGUACCCAGGCCUGGCGGUCAACAUGCGCUUCUUUGGCAGCAGUGGUCACGUAACGCGACCAGAAGUCGGCACGCUGGAAGCCUACACCCGCUGCAUGCCAUCCUCAGCCUGGUACAACCGACAUAUUAAGACCAUAGCCAGGCUCUCGCAGGUCCUGGCUAUAGGUGGCAAUCCGCAUGAGUUCCGCUACCUGCACAACGCUGUCGCAGUGAACGAGCACGGCGUUCCCAUUAAGGGUCCAUUUUCAGAGCCCGUGUCCUGGGACGGGAUUGCACUGCACCAUUACGUCACGCGUUCUCUAGCAGAGUUUGUAUUUAAGAUGCAGCGUGGGCCUGGCGGCUCGCAGAAUAAGCGAUCUUUGGACUGGUUUAGAGCGUAUGAGGGCAAUGCAACGGAAUCCUGUACGGAAGGAGUGCAGCUCUGGCGCAGUUGCUGUGCGGAUCAGUACGCUUCCAUGCGUGCGGCGCUGCGGCGUAGAAGUGGGAGUAGAACCCGUGGAGACAUAAGAGGCACUGUAUCUGGAGCGUGAUGGGAUACUACGGGGCCACAGGAGCUGCUGUCAAGGACAUGUUGUCGCGUCUCCAGGUUCAGGACACGCGUUGCUAUGGUUUGGGAUGCAGUUUGUUGUGCGACUGGUUCACAUGCACGUUUGAGUCGCCCCUCAGGGGCCUGAGGCGUGGGCCCCGGGUUUUUAUUCGUGACGUAUGUGUGCUGGAAUUGGUUGAUGGGAGCAUUUUCAGAGGAAGUGAGGAUUACUGUCGACGCUAACGGAGGGACUGAAGCCUUGUGAAAUGCUCCGAGACGGCAGUGGGCUGAGUGACGCCCUGGUGACAUAACAAUAGGCAUUGCCUGUUGUGCCAAGUUUGUGACGAAGUGUUUUCGUACGAUACCCAUGUAUUGGCCCGCAGUUAUGAAACUGACAUGACAAUUAGGAAGAUAUAGACCAAAGCUAAGGGACCCCAAUUCAUGUCUAGGUGACGCUGCUGCUCUCAUAGGACUGCUUGGUUGGCUAUGGCUAGCUGGAUCUCGUCGUGAUGUCUCACCGUCUUUGGCUGUUGAGCUCUUAGCGUGCGAAGGUCUCUCCUCUGCUGUUCCCACCCUACCUUGUCCUAUCGCACGCAACCCACGCGCGGGUAGCUGCGUCCUUUUGAAAUGUCAACGGGUUCAGUUGGAUUUUAGUUGGUUGGCGGUUGGUCGGGGCCACAUAUCCCGCUUAGCUCCCCAACGUCGGUAUCGCUUGUUACUGGCAUGCUGUCGCCUACAGUGGACGGUUGCUGCUCACUCUCACCACAUACUCGCCCUUAGGCUGCUCGCAAUGCUCGUUAAUAACCCCUGCAUGCCGCUCCUGCGCAUGGCACUUAACCUGUCUAACAUCC